Molecule: messenger RNA, 933 nt
Organism: Alnus glutinosa
Lineage: Eukaryota; Viridiplantae; Streptophyta; Magnoliopsida; Fagales; Betulaceae
Exons: 1
Coding region: 10-933 (307 amino acids)
Source: RefSeq, a predicted model, not a curated record
CAGAGAGAAAUGGAGGGAGCUAGCACUGCACUGGGCCCCAAAUAUAUUCUCGGACUAUCCGCGUACUUCCUGACCCGCCGAGACCUACCCAACUGCCGACGCUACGCUCUCGAAGCCCGAAAUUCCGACCCGAAGAAUUCCUCCGUCGCUGACCAGAUCCUUGCCGUCGCCGACGUCCUGCUCGCCGCCGAGCGCCGCCUCGGAAACGGCCUCCUGGACUACUUCUCUAUUCUCCAAGUCCAUCGCUCCGACUCAGAGAACUGGGAGCUCAUUUGGACCCAGUACGAGAAGCUGGCGACCCUCCUGAACCCGACCGUCAACAAGUUCGCGUUAUCGGAGGACGCCCGGGUCCUCGUCCAAGACGCCUGGUCCGUGCUGUCCGACCCGGGAAAGAAAACCAGGUACGAGAGCGAAAUCGACGGGCCAGAAAAGAAAGGGACCGAGAGCGAGAUCAGUACAGAGACAUUCUGGACCCUGUGUCCGUACUGUUACUGCAUGUACGAGUACGAGAAGAUUUACGAGGAGUGUUGCCUGAGGUGUCAGAAUUGUCGGAGGGCGUUUCAUGGGGUGGCGAUCAACGUGCCGCCCAAGAUCGUUCCGGUUGGGGAGGAGAAGUACCAUUGCGGCUGGGUCUGUUUUCCAUUGGGGUAUGAAAAGGGUGCAGAGAAUGAUGGUGAGGGUAAAAACGACGGCGUUCAAGGGAAUGUGCAAAUGAGAAAUGUGAAAACUAAGGCGGGCCGCCGGGUGAUGAAGAACGUGAAGACUGUGGCGAGGAACACCAAGAAGAGAAUGGGGAGAGGGAUGAGGGGUAGGACGAAUGGAAUGGAAAGAAUGAAUUUGAAUGUGGAAUGCGGUGACUCUGGUGAGGAUGAGUUGGAGUUUUCUGAGGGGGAUGAUGAUGUUUUUGUUGGUCUAGUACUGGGUCGGCAGUGA